Botrytis cinerea B05.10 is the source of this 1310-nucleotide messenger RNA. RefSeq lists its product as hypothetical. The record is from RefSeq and is a predicted model, not a curated record. NCBI's taxonomy places the organism in Eukaryota, Fungi, Ascomycota, Leotiomycetes, Helotiales, Sclerotiniaceae. The transcript has a single exon. Bases 423 to 1079 code for a protein of 218 amino acids.
GACCGUGUUUGUUUCUUCAUCCGAAGUAUGGGAUCGAGGGAAUCAUACGUUCCUUUAUUACCAUGGAGUGAUUCUCAAAGAGUUCUUUGUGAAUUGGCUGUUUUUGUGACUGCAAAUCAGUUUUUCUUUCUUUUCUCUUACUCAAGGCUCUUUUGGCAGUCAUUUCAUUGUCUCUUUCAGUAUUACAAAACGGUUCAACAAUCACUUUCUCGGUUUCUCUCUUCCUUUGUUUGUUCAACCACAAACAAUCUUAUUGUUCAUACCGAUUGAUAAUAAAUUCGAGAAUAAUCCUCCUUCCUAGACCUACAUAAACUAUUGCAUCAUCGCAACUUUAAUCGAUUUCUCUUCUUCAAUCCAUACACCAACUCAAACUCAGCCCCCUUUACCUCAAAUCAGAUUACCUCGACAAAUCAUCAUUCAUUAUGUUGUUCAAGGCAAUCCAACUCACACUCUUCUCAGCCUUCGCCGUUGCGUCGCCGAUUGCUUCGAACAGCCUCAUACUUGGACGUGCCACUGGAGCCGAAACCAUAGUUGGCGGAAUCUCCAGCGCCUUAACCGACUGCAGUACCGCACCUUUUCCAGCUGAGUGCGCAACUCUUGCUCAGGCAGCCAAGGGUAUUGCUAUAGCUUGCGGCAGCGGAGAGUUUACCGCUGGGGAAAUAGGUGCUAUGAUCGCCCUCAUGUCGUUUGAAAGCGUGAAUUUCCAAUACAACAUUAACCAUACCCCCGGUCGACCAGGCCAGGGAACAAAAAAUAUGCAAAUGGCGAAAUACAAUCUCCAGUACGCGCAAUCUAUUCCCGCCCUCAAAGAGCCUCUCGCAAAGAUCACCACAGCUACCACUGUUGAUGGCUUGUCGGACGACAAGUUGAACGAUAUUCGAGCUUUAGUUCUCGUUGACGAAUACACGUGGGGAAGCACGCCAUGGUUUUUGAAGACUUUCUGUGAUGAUGCUCGAAAAUCUCUCAGAACAGGCACCGUACAAGGAUGGCAAGCAUAUAUGACGUGCGUUGGAGUAGAUCCUACUGAUCCUGCGCGAUUGGCCUACUGGACCAAAGCCAAGGCCUCGAUGGGAUUUUAAGAGGACAGCUUUUCCGCAGCGCGGAGAUGCGAGACGAUUUUCACAUUCUUCUUCUUCUUCUUCUUCUUCUUUGUACAUAAUACAUUUCUUUUUUCUACAUGAUACCAUUUUUUUCACUUGUGGGUUUCUGGCAGACUCACAUAAUUAGCUAGAUAUUACAUGAAUAGGCAAAUAUCACGCGUGAUCUUACAUGCAAUUCUUUACUUUUAUGUGCUUGUCUUUAUUCCUACA